Messenger RNA from Raphanus sativus (radish), 1833 nucleotides. Its product is annotated as probable serine/threonine-protein kinase At1g54610. The coding region runs from base 1 to 1833 and encodes 610 amino acids. The transcript is spliced from 6 exons. The record is from RefSeq and is a predicted model, not a curated record. Gene Ontology annotation, cellular component: cyclin-dependent protein kinase holoenzyme complex; nucleus. Lineage: Eukaryota; Viridiplantae; Streptophyta; Magnoliopsida; Brassicales; Brassicaceae. Gene Ontology annotation, molecular function: RNA polymerase II CTD heptapeptide repeat kinase activity; ATP binding; cyclin-dependent protein serine/threonine kinase activity. Gene Ontology annotation, biological process: protein phosphorylation; positive regulation of transcription elongation by RNA polymerase II.
AUGGGUUGCAUAAUUUCUAAGAAGAAGUCUCCAAAGAGAAACCACCAUCUUCCACAACCAAGAGAAUCAUCACAGAAGCCUGAUGAUUCAAGCCAGAGCAAAGUUGGGUUGGUCGAACCCGAAAAGCUCAGUUCAACUAGCCUUUCUCCAGAGAUUCCAGAGAUUGGUGAUACGGACGAAGAAGAAGAAGAAGAAGAUUCUACUCCACAUGAGGAGGAGUUAAAGAGAGAGCCUAGUUCUGUUUCAAAGGAGGAAGCAGCAUCAGUGUGGCCUGCUUGGCUAGUCUCAGUGGCUGGCGAAGCACUCCUGGGUUGGACUCCACGACGUGCUAGUUCCUUUGAGAAACUUGACAAAAUUGGUCAAGGUACGUAUAGCAGUGUAUACAAGGCUCGUGAUCUUCUCAACAACAACAAGAUCGUUGCCCUUAAAAGAGUCCGGUUCGAUCUUACCGAUUUAGAAAGCGUUAAGUUUAUGGCUAGAGAGAUCAUUGUUAUGAGAAAGCUUGAUCAUCCUAAUGUACUUAAAAUACUAGGCUUGAUCACUGCCUCUGUUUCCUCUUCUCUUUACUUGGUUUUCGAAUACAUGGAUCAUGAUCUCCUCGGACUUGCUUCCAUUCCCGGUAUCAACUUCUCCCAGCCUCAGGUCAAAUGUUACAUGAAACAGCUUCUAAGUGGGCUUCAUCAUUGUCACAGCCGUGGUGUUCUGCAUCGUGAUAUAAAGGGAUCAAAUAUACUGAUUGAUAGUAAUGGAAUCUUGAAGAUUGCUGAUUUCGGUUUAGUAACGUUCUUCGACCCGCAGAACAAUGCUCCAUUGACUAGCCGUGUUGUCACUCUUUGGUAUCGACCACCAGAGCUUCUUCUUGGAGCUUGUCACUACGGUGUUGGUGUUGAUUUGUGGAGCGCAGGAUGCAUCUUAGGCGAGUUAUAUACCGGGAAACCGAUCCUCCCAGGGAAAACUGAGGUGGAGCAACUGCAUAAAAUAUUUAAGCUGUGUGGUUCACCAACAGAAGAUUACUGGAGGAAACUGAAGCUACCACCUUCAGCUGCGUUUAGACCUUCCCUUCCUUACGGACGACGUGUAUCAGAGAUGUUUAAGCAUUUGCCUACCAAUGUUCUUUCUCUUUUGGAUGGUUUACUCUCCAUAGAUCCUGAUCACAGAGGCUCUGCAGCUGUAGCUCUUGAGAGUGAGUACUUCAGGACAGAGCCGUUUGCUUGUGAUCCAUCUUCUCUACCAAAAUAUCCUCCAAGCAAAGAGAUUGAUGCUAAACUCCGAGAUGAAGCUAAGAGGCAACAAAGACCAGCACAGGAGAAGCAAGACUCUCAGACUAGAAGAUCACACGAAAGGAAACUUAUCCCGCCGGUGAAAGCUAACCCAUCACUCACAGCGGCUAUGGAGAAUCCUUAUCUAAGAAGAUGUGUUCCGGAUCAUUCAACAAGACAAAUGCAGAUCACAAAGGACAUGACCGGCAACAAUGCCACAAGUGGAAGAGUCUCCUACUCAGGUCCCAUGAUGAAAAACAGGAAUGCAGCCGCUAGAAUACCUUCAAGCAGAGCACAAUGCGGUUCACGUGUAGACACAAUUGCCUCAGAUCAGCGAAUCAUGGAUCAGCAAAAGAAGAAUUUGAGAGCAUUCAACAGAACUGACACAAUGGAUACUAGUAAGAGGCAAAUCAAAAUCCCAAAUGACCCAUCUUGGUAUGAUUCUGAGGACAACAAAAUGUACAUGUCGGGUCCAUUGCUGGCUCAACCAAGUAAAAUGGAUCAAAUGCUGGAAGAGCAUGACCGGCAGCUCCAGGAAUUCACCAGACAGAGGGCAAAACAAUCAAGAAACUGA